AUGUUUUUACAGCAAUUCUCCUUUGUGUUGAAGCAUAAGUCGGGAGCCCAAAAUAUUGUCGCGGAUGCGCUUAGUCGACGCAAUGCACUCCUCGUUCAACUACAAACAGAAAUCACCGAGUUGGAAUGCCUGAAAGACCUAUAUGAUGCGGAUUCGGACUUCGCUAAAAUUUGGGCGGACUGUGUGCAAGGAAAACCCAUCAAGGAUUUCUCAAUCCGGCAUGGAUUCUUAUUCAAAUUAAAUCAGCUAUGUAUCCCUGAUUCUUCCUGGCGUCCUCAGCUAAUCAAGGAAGUUCACUGUGGUGGACUUGUGGCUCAUGUGGGAAGGAGGAACACUUAUUUGCAGCUACAAGCACGAUUUUUUUGGCCGCAUUUGCAUAGAGAUGAGCAUCCAAAGUCAUGGGACGAUCUUUUGGGACAGGCAGAGUUUGCCUAUAACAGUAUGACUAACCGGUCCACCGGAAAGAGCCCAUUCAGCAUAGUGUAUACGAAGCUUCCGAAUCACACGGUUGACCUCGCCGUUUUACCUAAAUGCUCUAAUCGUUCUGCUUUUUUGAAGCUAGUGGGCCGUGAAGCUGCAGCUUUUGAUUAUUUUGUCCCUAUGGAGUCAGGAGACCGUGUGGUUGAUGAUUUUGUUCCACCUAUAGUUGAGAUUGUGCAUGUUGAUAGUGGUGAGGUUGGUAAUGAUUUGGAUAAUCCCGCUCAUUUUAAUGCUUCCUUUUCUAAUGGAUUUGUUCUUAUGGAUAAAACUGUUGUGCCUAUUAUUGAGGUGCAUAUAUUUGUCUAG
Dendrobium catenatum is the source of this 786-nucleotide messenger RNA. RefSeq lists its product as uncharacterized. The record is from RefSeq and is a predicted model, not a curated record. Lineage: Eukaryota; Viridiplantae; Streptophyta; Magnoliopsida; Asparagales; Orchidaceae. Bases 1 to 786 code for a protein of 261 amino acids. The transcript is spliced from 4 exons.